Messenger RNA from Cataglyphis hispanica, 5450 nucleotides. Its product is annotated as cilia- and flagella-associated protein 44. Bases 150 to 5405 code for a protein of 1751 amino acids. The transcript has 25 exons. Gene Ontology annotation, molecular function: protein binding. The record is from RefSeq and is a predicted model, not a curated record. Lineage: Eukaryota; Metazoa; Arthropoda; Insecta; Hymenoptera; Formicidae.
CAAAGUGUGUAUGUGUAUAUCAGUGUAUAUAUAGCAAGCGCGUCGAGCGCUUUUUUUUUAUAAAAGUGUACUUUUGUCAAAUCUCUUCUUAGAAGAAUUUUAACACCGCUAAGAAGAACAAGAACAUAAGGAAACAAUAAAACGGUAAAAUGCAAGAAGAUAAGUCGCAAGAGCGUCAAUUUGAAUUUCGUAAUGAGGAAAAUCAGAAAGUGGAAAAAGGAGAAAACGAUGAAAGAAUACAAGAGUACGAUUCAAAUGAAUAUAUAUCCAGAGCAAAACGCGUGCAAAAUGGAACAGUACCUAUGAAUAUCUUGGAGUUUCAUCAUUCAUUUUCAUAUGAUUGUCAAAGAUAUUUUAAUCUUUGCGUGGCAGAACCAAACAUUAUUAUUUUUAUUUCUGGUAACAUUCUACAUUUCUGGAAUAGUUCAACAAACAAGUUAUGGUUUAGAAGAGGAUAUACUGGCGCCGGGAUUGGACAUGUGACAAAAAAUCCUAUGUUUGAUCACAUUGCUGUUGCUGAAAAUGGUAUUAAACCUCCGAUAAUAAUCUAUAAGUGGCCUUCAAUGGAUAUUGUGACAAUUUUAUAUAAUGGCACAUUGAAAUCCUAUUCCCAUUUAGCAUAUAGUGCAGAUGGUUUAUUAUUAGUAUCACAAGGGGGAGAUCCAGAUUAUACAAUUACUCUUUGGAAUUGGCAAAAAUCUAAAAUUGCAUUGAAAUGUAAAUCUUACAAUCGGGAUGUUUAUAAUAUUACGAUAUCUUCAUCAUUACCUGGAUAUUUGGUGACCAGUGGUUCAGGACAUAUAAAAUUUUGGAAAAUCUCUGAAACAUUUACUGGACUUAAAUUGAAAGGCGAAAUUGGUAGAUUUGGUCAGACAGAGAUAUCUGAUAUUAUCGGCGUAUAUAUCAUGCCAGAUGGAAAAGUUGUAUCAGGCUGUGAAUGGGGAAAUAUCUUAUUAUGGGAAGAAGGUCUAAUUACUCUUGAAAUAUGCAAGAAAAAUCGGGAACCAUGUCAUACUAAAGCAAUUACACAAUUUGAAUAUAUAAAUGGAGAGCUUAUAUCAGUUGGUAUGGAUGGAUGGAUUAGAAUUUGGUUCUAUGAAACGAUAGAUCAAGCGGAUUCUGAUACUGAAGAACGUUUUCUAGAAAUUCAACCUAUUUAUGAAUAUCAUGUUAAUGAAGUGAAUAAUUCGAUGCUUAUGUGCAUAUGUAAACAAGAACCAGAUAAUCCAGAAAAUAUGUUCUGGUAUGCUCAGGAUGGAAAUGGUGGGAUUUGGUUAAUAGAUUUACAUACUCCAAAAGUAGAAUUAUCGCAAAAAAUAUUUACAUGCCAUGCAGGAGCUAUAGCCGAUAUGGAUUGUGCGACAUGGGGUCCCUUCAUAGUUACAUUGGGUAAAGCUGGACAGCUGCAUAUUUAUAAUUAUAUAGAAAAAAGGUUGAUUUUGGUAUAUAACUUUAAUGAUAUUGGCAGUCAAAUUAUUUGGUUUCCAUGCCAGAUUGAAGCAACAGGAUCGACAUUUGCAUGCGCUUUUGAGAGUGGUGUUAUCCGUAUAAUAGUUGUAGCGAUAUCAAAAGCGAAUGCCAUUAACGAUAUACGGGGAGAUUACGUUAGACUGAUUCAAGUUGUAAAACCACACAAAAUGGCAAUAACAGUGAUGUCUUUAAAUCCAUCGUGCAGUUUACUGGUAACUGGUAGUGAAGAUUCAACUGUAUUUAGCUUUACUAUAAUGACUAAUACUUAUCCUGUCAUUACGCCAAUUGGUUUCAUCAAAGUACCUUCGGGAGUCACAUGCCUUACAUGGAAACCACAAUGUGAAACGACAAUAUUAAUUGGAUGCUCGCAAGGAGAUUGUGUAGAAGUUACAUUACCAAGCACACCUCAAUCAUACACCAUUGCUUCGUACGAACUUGUUCAAUGUCGAUCAAAAGCAUUUAAAUUUUAUUCUGUGAAAUCUGCUAUUCGAAACGAAUUACUACGUUUAAUUCGAGAAAAGGAAAAAGAAGAAAAAAUAGCGAAAAAACGUGAAGAAAUAGCGCGAUUAAUUGCAGAAAGUCCCGAAAUGGAAAUUAACGAGGAAGCGUUUCUUAUAAAUAUGGAAGAAGAGCCACUGCCAGAAAUAUAUAUACCCAAAGUACCGAACAAGAUAUUGAUAGCACAAUAUAUUAGUCAAUACAUUAUUUGGUUGUUAAUGGCAGGAUUUGACGCGGGAUAUAUAUACGAAUAUCCAAGUCCGGAAGUUAGUGAAACUAUUGUGGAGAAACCUGUUAAAAGCAUCAUGAUACAUGAUGCAGAUGAUAUAGAAAUACGAAGCUGUCUAUUUUACAAGAAAAAAAAAUACUUAUUUUUGGGAAUGGAACAUGGACAAAUACGGGUCUGUAAAUUGAAACCUGAAAACUAUACAGAUCUAUCAGAUUAUUGGAUACUUUCGAUGCAUGAUAAUUUUAAUGGUUAUAUUCCAAAAAUUAUUGUCAAUCAUAACCAGAAGAUGUUAUUUACAUGUGGAUAUGAUGGAAAUUUAUUUUCUUAUGAAAUAAAUGAUGAUACACCACCUGAAGCAAUUGAGUUUGAGAUAAUCAAAGGAACCUUAUCUUUGCCGUACAUUAGUAUUGAAGAUAUUGAAGACAUUGAUCAUGCGAGCUUAGAAGAGAUGAUUCAACAGGCUGAACAUGACAGAAUUGCGACUAUGGCAAAACAGAGUAAACAUCAUACCUUGCAGAUGUUAUCUAAAUUAAGCGAAGAAUAUAGCAACAUUAUUGAGAGGAAUAAUGAGCUACCCAAGUCUCAUAGGAUAGCUCGCAAAGAAUUAGAACUGGAUCCUAGAAUUAUAGCUGAUUUAGAUAAAGAAUUGGAAGCAGAAAUGAUUAUAGUACAUGAAAAAUUGGCUUUUAAAAUAGAAAAAAGUCAACUUGGAUUGCAAAAACUUUUUGAAUACUUCAUUCAGCCUAUCACACAUUUACCGUUUGCCAUCUACAAAAUAUCGAAACCAGAUAAUCUAGUAUAUUCUCUGCGUCAACAUAUUUUGAAUAUUGAUGUUACUUUACCACAUAUCAAUGCAAUAAAACAUGUUCACGCAUACAAAACACCAUUCAAUACAGGAAUAAAUGGAAAUAGCGUAAUGGAUGAUAAAGCGCAAAAUUAUGAAGAAAAACAACGAGAAGAAGGAAAAACAGAAGAAGAGACAAGUACAACACAAGAACAAUCGGUUGCACUUUUCUUAAAGGACAUAGAUUACAAAGACACAGACAGCAGCCUUGGUAUUCAAUUAAACCAAAUGUUAAAUAAAUAUAACUUGAGAAAAACUAGACUUGAGCAACGCGAGAAAGAAUGGAAAAUUAUAUACAAUGAAAAGCCGGAUAAAUCUAUUAAUCAUAUGUAUGAUAUAUUUGCCAUAGAAGAAGCAAGAAAAACUAUUGGCGAUUACAAACUAAAAACAUCAUCGACUUUUAAUCUAUUAUCGGAAGAACGAGAUACUCUCUUCUCGAAAUAUAAGCAGCUACUAAAAUGCCAGAAAAAGCUUUAUUAUCUACAAGAAGCUUUCAAUACGAAAUUGAAAGCUGUAAGAACAGAAAAAGAACAUUUGCUUGUGGAAAUUACCAACUUAAAAAAAUCUCUCAAACAUAUACAUGAAGAAAUUCCAUUGAAAAGCAUAAAAUCUUUACCGGAUAUUCCUACAUUAAAUAUAAAUGUAGAAUUUCCCGAGAGAAAAGUGAUCAUUGAAAAAUAUGCAGAGUUGAAAGUAGACAGAGCACUACGACGGCUAUCGGUUCUUCCUGAACCGAUUUUACCUGUUUGUACAGAUGAGGAAUAUGAAGUAUUAUUUUUAGAUGAAACAUUUAUAGAAGAAACAAAUAUCUCUAGCGAACCAUUGGCGCUAUUUUCUGUUUCCGAAAGAAAACUAAAAAUUCAAUCUAUUGCUCAAGAUAAUAUGAUGUCGCUUUAUUUAAGUGAUGACAUCGACAGCCCAUGGGAACGAGAAAUGAAAACUUCUCGUAUAUUAUACAAACUAUAUAAACAAGACUGUAUAUUAAGAUAUGCAAUAACUAGUUGCGAAAAUUUAGACAAGAAAUUGAACAAACUAGAAUACGAUAGAUUGGAUAUUGUUGCCGAGACUGUUAAUAUUAAUUUAUUUUUAUUAACACUUCGUCAAGAAUAUAUUAUUUUAAGAGAGUACGAAACAAGAGAAAGUAUAUUGCGUGAUCAAGUUAACUCUAAACUGGAAGAAGUUGCAACGAUAAGGCAAAAAAUCCAAACAAUCACUGACAAAGUUGAUGUUAAAAUGAAAGAAAUUACAAAAUUGCGUAACCAGAUAAAAAAUAUGCUCCUCGAGUACAUGAAUAGGAUAAACGAUAACAAGUUUCGUAAUUUUCUGUGUAGAAUAUUUAAAAAGAAAUACAAAGAAUCGAAGGAAGAGGAUGAAACUACCACGACAACAACUGAAACUACUUCAGAUGAAACGAAUAGUAUCGACACUAGAGAAUCUGAGUUAGAUUAUUUCGAUGAAAACAUAUGUCCUCCAGGAUGCGACAAAAAAUUAUACGACUUAGCAUUUUCGAUGAGAGAGAAACGAUAUUCGUGUGAACAUCAAAUCAAAGAUGCACAACAAAUCAUAGAGAUUCUUCAAAAAGAAAUUCAAAUUCAGACAAAAAAGCUAAAAGUUAUAGAAAGUAAUUUAAAGAAAAAUGAGGAGGAUUUAAACAUGUUUAUGCUCGAAAAACAAAAAAAAUUAAACAAUGUAGAUGUCACAAUAAUAAUAAAAUUGCAUCAGUUGCAAUAUUUUGAAAAACCCGAAAUUCCACUCAAAUUGCAUGAUUGCGUUCUAUUCAAUAAAAAUAGAUUGUCUAAAUUAUAUGUGAGAAUACAAGAGUUACAUGAAGAGACACUUGAAUUGCACGUCAAACAUAAACGCGCUCGAAUGCAUCUCCAGAGAAUAAAGGUUGAUUGUAAUCAUAUGCGUGUUAAUAAUAACAAUUUAAAAAAUGAAAUAAAAUUAAAGAUAAUAAAUAAAUUUGGUCAGAACAUAUCGUUAAAUAAGUUAUAUGAAACAAUACUUCGUCGGAUGGUAUAUGACAUUAAAGCCAACUUGAAUGAUACAACAAUGUAUUUUACUAAGCGAAUCAAACAUGUCAAAGAAAGCUAUGCAGAAGAAUUAGUUAUACUUAACAAGUUGAUUCGGGAACAUACUCAAAAGUUAAGCUUUUUAACAAUUUUAGUGGAAGAACAAUCAAAGCUUCAGAAACUAUCAAAGCGACACAUCAUGUCAGAUGAGGAAAUGCUGCAGUUAGAAGAGAAAUAUAAAAGUGAUAUAGUCAAAUUGGAGAAAAUUCUUGAAAAUCAAACAAGGCAGAAAUAUCUAUUUCAGAAUGAUAUUAAAAAUCUUAAGUUAAAAAUAAAAUCACAAUCCGAUUGAAGAAAAUGAUGUUCAGAAAUAAAAGUAAUGAUAAAAUCAGAAAAA